Messenger RNA from Verticillium nonalfalfae, 6801 nucleotides. RefSeq names its product polyketide synthase (gene PKS7). Gene Ontology annotation, molecular function: phosphopantetheine binding; oxidoreductase activity; fatty acid synthase activity. The record is from RefSeq and is a predicted model, not a curated record. The transcript is spliced from 12 exons. Bases 1 to 6801 code for a protein of 2266 amino acids. Gene Ontology annotation, biological process: secondary metabolite biosynthetic process; fatty acid biosynthetic process. Lineage: Eukaryota; Fungi; Ascomycota; Sordariomycetes; Glomerellales; Plectosphaerellaceae.
AUGGAGGACGAUCAGUGCUCCAAAGAUGCUGGAGAUGGCAUCGCCGUGAUCGGCAUGAGCUGUCGAUUCCCUGGCACAGCAACUUCGCCGCAAGGGUUGUGGGAGAUGAUGAAGAACAAGAAUACAGCUUGGUCUGAGAUACCGCCUGAUCGAGUGAACAUAGACGGUUUCUAUCACCCCGAUGGUCAAAGACAAGGCAGCAUUUCAUUUCGAGGCGCCCACUUUCUUUUGCAAGAUCUUGCUAGAUUCGAUGCUGCAUUCUUCUCAGUGACCGAGGAAGAAGCCAAAGCCAUGGACCCACAGCAGCGUCUGCUGCUUGAAACUUCGUAUGAGGCUAUCGAGAAUGCUGGGCUGCGGAUCGAAGAUCUCGGGGGAUCCAAUACUUCCGUUUUUGUGGGCUCAUUCGUCAAAGAUUAUGAGCAGGUUUCCCUCAGAGACGCCCACUACCAGCCACGAUAUGCUGCUACUGGUACCGGCAAUGCAAUCUUGGCCAAUCGAAUCUCUUACUUCUACGAUCUGCAGGGGCCCAGCAUGACCAUCGAUACAGGUUGCAGUGGCAGUCUUGUGGCAAUCCAUCAGGCGUGUGAGACCUUGCGCCACGGGGAAAGCUCGAUUGCGUUUGCUGCGGGCGCUGGAGUCAUCCUGACACCCAACACCAUGAUGCCCAUGACCGCUCUGAACUUUCUGAGCCCGGACGGAAGGUCUUUCAGCUUUGAUGCCCGGGCCAACGGAUAUGGUCGCGGGGAGGGUGUUGGCUUUGUCAUACUCAAACGACUGACAGAUGCUCUGAGAGAUCAAGACCCCAUUCGUGCUAUCAUCCGUGGUACGGGUAUCUGCCAGGAUGGCCGAACUCCUGGCAUUGUCUUCCCGAGCACCAAAGCCCAGGUUUCAAAUAUCACAAGUGUUUAUCAUAAGGCUGGCUUGUGCUUUGAUCAAACGGCGUAUGUGGAAUGUCAUGGCACUGGUACCAGAGCUGGUGAUUUUGUUGAGCUCAGUGCAGUUGCGGCGACUCUUGCAGCCGCUCGCUCCCAAGACUCUCCAGUCAUUGUCGGCUCGGUGAAGCCAAACAUUGGACAUCUCGAAGGUGCUGCGGGAGUUGCUGGACUCAUCAAGAGUGUCCUUGUGCUUGAGAAGGGCGAGAUACCUCCGCAAGCCAACUUUAUGACUGGGAAUCCCAGGGUCGAUUUCCGGGAAUGCAGGCUCAAGGUCCCCACAGACUUAUGUCAGUGGCCUCUUCCUGGCCUCCGGCGUGUCAGCAUCAACUGUUUCGGCUUCGGUGGCACCAAUGCACACGCCAUUCUGGACGAAGCAGAAUUUCACGUCAAAAGGCAUAGACCUACUAACAUCGGCAGGCUGGCGACUUUGGCAGAGGCAGAGAAAAUAGUGGUCGAAGACGAUUCUUCGACACCUUUGCCCCAGCUGUUCACCUUUACCUCACCCGACCAACAAGGCGUGGUCCGCAUCAUGCACCAAUAUGCGGACCACAUUUGGGAUACCCUCGAUUUCAAGACGACUGAAGACCUCAACAACCUCUCCUACACCCUCAACUGCCGACGCUCGCAGUUUGACUGGAAAGGCUACGUUGUCGCUAACACCCAGGAGGAACUGGCUGAGACUCUCGGCUCGACAGACGUGGACAAGGUUGUGCGAUCCAAGACUCGACCUCAUCCCAAGAUUGCAUUCCUUUUCGGCGGACAGGGCGCCCAGUUCCCAGGAAUGGGAUCGGAGCUCUUUGAUCGAUUUGAAGUACUCCGCAGCAGUCUUGAAGCAGCGACUGAGUACCUUCUUAAACACCUUGGCAGCCAGUUCAACCUCAUGACUGAGGUUUUGAAAAUUCAACACGAAUCAGUUAUCCACAAACCUUCCAUCAGCCAGCCAGCCACAACAGCGAUCCAGAUGGGUAUCGUGGAUCUCAUGAAAGCAUGCAAUGUGCACCCAUCAUCGGCGGUGGGACACUCGUCCGGCGAAAUCGCCGCGGCCUAUGCUUGUGGAAUGAUUAGCCGCGAGGACGCAUGGACCAUAGCGUUCUAUCGAGGAGCAUGCGCUGAACAGAUGAGCAUACGACUUUCAGGGCCCAGAUUCCAAGGCCUCAUGUGUGCUGUCAGCAUGUCCGAAGACGAUAUGCGGAGCUACCUUUCCCGCGAGGGUGUCUCCGAUACAAUCCAAGUGGCCUGCAUCAAUAGCCCCAAAUCUGUGACCAUCUCCGGUGACGCGAGCGGGAUACGACUCAUAGCCGUUGAGCUCAAGGAAAGGGGUGUUUACCAUCGAAUUCUCGACGUUCCGGUGGCCUAUCACUCGUACCAUAUGAAGUACGUUGACUCGGAGUAUAAAGCCUGUUUGCAGGAUCUACCCAUGGACUUUUGUCCUGGCAUUGCCCCGAUGUUCUCCUCCGUCACUGGCAGUCGUAUGGAACUUGGCGUCCAGUCUUCCAGAUAUUGGACUGAUAACCUCACCUCUCCUGUGCUCUUCUCUGAUGCUAUGAAGAUCAUGCUUCAAGAAUCGCGCCCAGAUGUACUUCUGGAGUUUGGGCCUCAGAGUACCUUGAGGACGUCUGUUACAGAUAUUCUGGAUGACAUGUUCGUCGGUCGACGGAUUAAACUAGCCCCAAGGUAUGUGUCCGCCAUGGCACGCGGCAACAACGAAGCCUAUUCCGUGCUGUCAGCCCUUGGGGCACUUUGGUCGCAAGGCUGUAAUGUUGACAUGCAAGGCAUGGUCAAAAAGACUUGUGUUCCUUUGAAGACUCUACGUGACCUUCCAUCUUAUCCCUGGGACCACUCUAGACAGUACUGGCACGAGUCACCAAUGAGUAGAGAAUACCGAUUGCGUAGUCACGGUCGCCAGGACCUUCUCGGCGAACCGACAGCCGACUCGAUACCCAUGGAACCGCAGUGGCGGGGUUUCUUGCGCGUGUACGAGAGUCCUUGGAUCAGGGACCACCAAGUACAAAGGACCAUGAUCUACCCAGCCGCCGGUAUCGUUACAAUGGUCAUCGAGGGAAUCCGACAACACACAUCGGACAAAGCGGACAAGAUUGCCGGCUUUGAGAUCAUCGACAUGGUUAUCGAAGCGCCGCUGAUUGUUCCCGAGAGCCGAUAUGGUCUCGAGACGAGCUUGAAUGCAAAGCAGCUUUUCCAAGAAUGGCAUCAUUCCGGUGACAUGUCCUACUCAUGGACACUCUACGCCAGAGCUGAAGGAAGACCCUGGGCUAGACACGCUUGGGGCGAGGUGCAAUGCCACAUGCGGGCAAUGCCUGAUGCUGAGUCUGACCAAACACCAGCGUUCAGCUGCGAGCAUAGGUUCAAAGCCGCUGAACUAAAGUCAACUGAGGUCGUGAGCCCAUUGCAUAUGUACCAGGCGCUCGAAGUUGUGGGCAUGAACUACGGUCCAUCAUUCCGUAAUAUCACCUCUGUGUCCCGAGGUGAAAACGUCGCAGUGGGACAGGUCACGAUUCCUGACACAAAGUUCAUCAUGCCGCACAAAUUUGAAUUCGAUCAUGUAUUGCACCCGGCAACUCUUGAUGCGAUGUUUCAGUUGCUGUUGGCAAUCGACACAGCGCCAAUGGUACCUACCAGAAUCGAUAGCAUCUACGUUUCAACACAAAUACCCAAGGACCCAGGAACACGCCUCGACGGAUUCGCGAAGAUUACUUCAACCAGCGUGAAGGGCGUUGACGCACAGCUUGCGAUGACAGUUCAAAACUGGGAUCAACCUGCCGUCGUUAUCAAAGGUCUUCAUUUGAAUGCGCUGCCGCAGACUAAUUUCUUGCCUGGUCAUCACAAUCUGUGCACUGAGAUUCGGUGGAUGGAGUUCUUCGGCACAGCGAAGCCCUCCCAAUUUUCGCAUCUCCUUCAGCUUGUGGCUCACCAGUACCCCGGUCUGUCAAUUUUGCAACAUGGAGGCAACUACGACAUGGCCAAACAUGUACUCGACAUGGUGGCCUCUGGCGAUGAUCACGUCCCCCGUCUUUUGCGAUAUUCUUUGACAGGUCUAGACCAGGAAGUCCUUGUGGCCCUCAAGAACGCGUAUAGCGGCUCUCCUAUCAACAAUCUUCUAGAGCGCCGUGCACUCAGCGGCAACGUGGAGGCUGAUCCAAGAUACCACCUCAUCAUCUCGUCCUCUCGCAACAGCGACCGAGAUCGUUUGCUGGCGCUGCUGCACCCAGAUGGACUCCUGCUUGAGACAAGGCCACAUGAUUCUUUUCCGAAGGGCAAUUGUGACCCUCAACACGUCACCAUGGCAUACUCUCAGGAUGGAAACUAUAUAUCUGAGCAGCUGUCGCUGACUCGAGCACAUCGGAAGAUCAACGAUCGCUACUUGGACAUUCUCAUUAUCGUGCCCAAUGCCCCUGAUAGAAACCUCCAAUAUCUGGCGAGUUGUCUCGAAGCUAAGCUCUGUCAACUGGAGCUUAAGCCCUGUAUCUCGACUCUUGAAGAAGCCUGCUUACGCGACUCUGUUGACGCAAUGCAGACUACAAUGAUCUGCCUCUUAGAUCUGAACCACUCAACCGAGGGUUCGUCCUCUUUCGUAUGGAAUUGGACUGAGGAGAAAUUCCACGCAUUUAGGAAGAUGCGUGCUCUGUCGAAAGCAAUGCUUUGGGUGACCCGUGGGGCCGACAAGAAGUCAACAUUACCCAAGAACGCGCCCAUAAUUGGCCUGGCUCGUACUUUAAACUCGGAGGACCUUGAAAAAGUCAUGGUCACGCUGGACUUGGACAAUGACAGCUGGAUUGCCUCUCCAAGCGUCAUUGACAAUAUCGUCCAGACACUAGCCGGACUCAACAAGGAUGACACAAUCGGUAAUGAUUUGGCUGGCAUCGUUCUUACCGUUGGCGAUUCUGUUCACAACAUCAGGCCCGGUGAUCAGGUCGUGGCUGUCGUUCCAAGAGGCGCCUUGAAGAGUGUACAGGACAUUGAUCAGCGAUUCGUCAAACGAGUUCCUUGCGGCCUUCGAAAGUGCAUUCCAAGUGCCUGGAUUCAGGCCUACUAUGGUCUCGUCACGCGAUGCGCCAUCACCAAUGACCAAACCGUUCUGAUUCUUCACGGAACCAGUGCUACUGGGCAGGCUGCUAUCCAGAUCACGCAAGCCUUGGGCGCAAAGGUCUACACAACCAUCAGUGGCAACGAUCUACAAGUUCAACGCAGAGAACUGUCUCAGCACUUCAGCCUCGACGCCAAUCGCGUUUAUAACUCUGAUGAUUCGGACUGGUGCUCAAAGAUGCUCCGGAGCAAUGAACAGGUCAAGGUGGACAUCGUCUAUAACCCGGGUCCGAGGAACCUCUGCGAUAUGAAGCUGGUUCUUAAAUCCACUGGAACGUCGAUUAGACAUGCCGACAGCCUAGUCCCAGACGCCUGCCGGCCAUACGAGGAUCCUCCUCUGAGCAGCAUUAUCCGCCUAGACCUCGCCUUGCUUCUCGAGAAUGAGCCGGCUCUAGUCGGAGACAUAUUUACCAGAGUCGUAGAUUUUGUGCAGGAGCACUAUGGAACGAUCCAGCCAGUGCUCUUCACACGGGCUUGCGCCAUUGAUUCUCUGUCUCAUGGGUUUGCCGCGGUCAGAGACAAUGGAUCAUGCGGAGGCACACUUGUUACAGCAGAUUCCAGCAGUAUGGUACUCCUCCCUCCGUCCUGCCAGAACUCGCGGCUUCAAGACGCUUUGGAUGGUGGAACUUACGUCCUAGCUGGGGGUCUUGGUGGCCUCGGCCGCAGUGUCGCCCGACGGUUAGCCGGUGAGGGCGCCAAGAAUAUCGUAUUUCUUUCCAGGACGGCCCCUUCAUCUAUCGAAGCAAUCAAGUGCAUCAAAUUCCUCCGCGGUAGUGGGGUCAGGGUUCUGCACAUAAUGGUAGACAUUUGUGACGCCGAAGCAGUCAAAGACACAUAUGCCAGCAUCGUGUCUUCAGGGAUGCCGCCCGUCUCCGGCAUCGUCCAAGCCGCAGGAAUCCUCCAGGACUCGCUAUAUGAUAAGAUGUCGUUCGAAGACUGGAUGAAAGUGAUGAGACCAAAGACCCUCGGCUCUUCCAACCUUGUCGAGCACUUCGGACGACCAGCCGAUCUGGCUAAGCCUCCUUGGUUCAUUUUUCUGUCCAGCUCUGCUGGGAUCAUUGGCAAUAGAGGCCAAGCCAACUAUGCCGCGGCCAACGUCUACCUAGAUGCCCUCGCGCGCAGCGGCAAGAUCAUGGGACGCGCCUAUGCAUUGGACAUUGGCCCGAUCCUAGCUGCAGGCAUGGCCACCGACAGCGACGAGACGCUGAAGAUACUACGAGCCAGCGGAUUUUACGGGAUUCGUCUGGACGACUUCUUGAAAGUCUUUGAGCGCGCUGUCGUCGGGGAGAUCCUUCCCGAUGUCUUGAUGCCGUCGCAAGUUGUGUUGGGGGUCGGCACGGGUGGCUUGAUGCUUCAAAACAAGUCGGCUGAUCCAUUCUGGGCUAGGACGGCCCUUUACUCCUACUUGAAGCUGCUUGAUAUGCCGCCUCCUGACCUCAGCGUUGUAGGCAGUGCUACAGCCAAUUCGUUGAAGUCCAAGCUGGGGGCAUGUGAGGACUUGGCCGAGGCGACGGCUCUCGUCUGCCAUGGCCUCAAGAAAGAGGUUUCAUCCCAGGCGACCGUGGGCGCGGACCAGAUGGAUGAGAGCAAACCUCUAAAGGACUAUGGGGUGGAUUCUUUGACAGCAGUCCAAGUCCGUGCAUGGGCCCUCGAUAAAGUGGGUGCCAGCCUUUCCGUCUUCAAUAUCAUGAGCAACAAGACGAUGCUGGAGCUGUCUGAAGAGAUGGCCCGGACGGCGACGGGGUUCGGAAAGGACGGGGAAUAG